GUAGGAAUUUUCUUCUCUCUUUCUAUCCACAUCCCUCUCUCUUACUUCUGAUCGAUUGAUUUGUGCUUCAAGUUUUUCAAUUUUUGUUUGUUUGAGGGUUUUGAUUUUGUUGGAGAGGAAGCGAUGGUGACGGAGGACGAUCCAGCCGCGCUUUUCUGCGAUGGCCACUUUGCCGCGCCGGGGUUUCGGUUCCAUCCCACCGACGAGGAGCUUGUCCUCUACUAUCUAAAGCGGAAGAUCUGUAAGAAGAGGCUCAAGAUUGACGUCAUCGCCGAGACCGACGUCUACAAGUGGGACCCUGAGGAACUUCCCGAACUAUCUUUGUUGAAAACUGGAGACAGGCAAUGGUUCUUUUUCAGUCCUAGAGAUCGGAAAUACCCUAAUGGAGGAAGAUCAAGCAGGGCAACCAGACACGGGUAUUGGAAAGCUACGGGAAAGGAUCGUAAUAUUGUAUGUUAUUCACGGUCUGUUGGAUUGAAGAAGACCUUAGUUUAUUACAAAGGCCGUGCACCUAGUGGGGAGCGCACUGACUGGGUGAUGCACGAGUAUACCAUGGAUGAGGAAGAGCUCAAAAGAUGCCAGAAUGUACAGCAAUAUUAUGCUCUCUACAAGGUUUACAAAAAAAGUGGACCUGGUCCCAAAAAUGGCGAGCAAUAUGGGGCGCCAUUUAGGGAAGAAGACUGGGUUGAUGAUGAAUCCCCGGUAAUCAAGACCUCUGCUGAUUGCCAAAUCUCAGUGAAGGAAGCUGUAGAUGUUGUUUCUAUUGAUAAUGUGAAAGGCAAUGGCGAAGUCCAUUAUGCACCAGAUGACAUCGAGGAAUUCAUGAAACAGAUGGCUGAUGAGGCUGUGCUGCCACAAAUGAAUGGGUACGGUUACACAGCACACCAGGUUGUUAGCGAAGAAGAUACCCAAAGUGGUCUGGUUGAUCUGUACUCCAGGGAAGUUUUCAGUCCAGAACUUAUCAAAGAGUUCAAUCCAAAUGUGCAGCAAUGCAAUGUGAAGGCCAACUUUGACUUCACACAGUCAGCUACCUCCCAAAUGCAAUUGCAUGAGGCAUCUGAAGUCACUACAGCUGUUCCUGACAUUUAUGAGCACGGCCCUCCUGCUCUGCAUGAAGAGGAUUUCUUGGAGAUGGAUGAUCUCCUUGGUCCUGAACCUACUGUACCAAACACUCUGAAUCCCGUGGAUGACUUGCAGUUUGGAGAGCUAGAUGGAUUAAGUGAAUUCGUGUAUCAUGAUGCAGCCAUGUUUCUUCAUGACUUGGGGCCUUUUGAUGAAGGAAAUGUUUCUCAUCAUCAGUACAUGAAUUCACAGGGGAAUAAUAUUGUAGACCAAUUUGAAUACCACUUACAACCCAAUCCAGCAGCUGAAAACCAGGUUAACCAUAUCCUGAAUCCAGAAUUAACUCAGAUGAACAAUCAGCUGUGGACAAACACUGAAGGAGCAGAACCGAAUCAGGGAUCUCUCUCGUAUUCAACCUCAGGUGUGGUAAAUGAAUCUUCAAAUUUUCCUUCCCGAGCAACUCAAAAUCAAAACGGCAAUGAGGCUGCAGGUGCUACAAGUCAGUUCUCUUCUGCUCUUUGGGCAUUUGUGGAGUCUAUACCUACCACUCCUGCAUCUGCUUCAGAGAGUGCUUUGGUGAAUCGUGCUUUCGAACGGAUGUCUAGCUUCAGUAGGUUGAGAAUUAAUACGGCAAGUACAACAGCAGGUAAUGGUUCUGAAACUAUGAGAGCAGGCAUAAAGAGGGGAUUCUUCUUCCUUCCGGUUCUUGUAGCACUAUGUGCCAUUUUUUGGAUUUUGAUGGCAACUCUCAGACCACCGGGGAGAUGCCUCCCCGCUUGAGUCUGCAAGUGGGAAGUUUUGCUGCUAUAAAUAUAUAUAACAUAUAAUUAUUUAUAUUCAUUGUCGGAAGUUGAUGGGAAGUGAUUUCAAAUCAUUAUGAAAACAUAGGAUUCUAAUAUCUAUCUGAAUUUUGGUUGUAAAGGAUGAAUUUUAGCUCCUUUUUCCUUUACAAAAGUAAAUAGGAAAUUUAACAUGAA
This is a messenger RNA of Pyrus x bretschneideri (Chinese white pear), 2039 nucleotides long. Its product is annotated as NAC domain-containing protein 17. Gene Ontology annotation, biological process: regulation of DNA-templated transcription. Lineage: Eukaryota; Viridiplantae; Streptophyta; Magnoliopsida; Rosales; Rosaceae. Gene Ontology annotation, molecular function: DNA binding. The record is from RefSeq and is a predicted model, not a curated record.